This is a messenger RNA of Alligator mississippiensis (American alligator), 5051 nucleotides long. RefSeq names its product zinc finger protein 850-like. The record is from RefSeq and is a predicted model, not a curated record. The coding region runs from base 59 to 4327 and encodes 1422 amino acids. Lineage: Eukaryota; Metazoa; Chordata; Crocodylia; Alligatoridae. Gene Ontology annotation, biological process: regulation of DNA-templated transcription. The transcript has 9 exons.
AGCAGCCACUCUGUGCGCAUGCGCCUUUGCAGAGGGGAGGGCAAGGACUCCACUGCACAUGCCCAGGCGGGGAGCCGAGAGGAGGCGGAGUCACUGCGCAGGCGCCGGCGGGGUGGUGCGGCUCGGGGCUGCAGGGCAGCGAGCUGGUGGCCGGGGGAGCAGGCUGGUGGAGAAAAUGCCGACCGAGCUGGAGCCUGUGGCAGCCGCGCGCCGUCCCUUCGCAGCCCAGGUGCAGCCGGAGGAGCAGGAGCCAGCAAGUCUCCAGGCUGGAGCAGACCGGGCGGGAAAAGUGACCUGGUGUCAUCCAGGCUGGGACACGCGGGGCCUCCCUACGAUCACAGCGAGUGUGAAGGUUGAGGAGAUCUCCCCAGACAAGAUGCAGCCCACGGUGUCAUUGCAGGAACCUGGCGAUUGCUGGCUGGAGCAGCCCAAGGCCCAUUGUACAGACAGGCAUCGGGAGGAGGCAGGACUGGGGGAAACCACAGGACCUCAGGACAAGACCCCUCAUGUCCCCAAAGAGCAGCCCUCGCCCGACCAGAAGUCAGAUUCUCCUAAAACAGAGGAGACCUGGGACUGGGCACCAGACGAGAGCUGCUCAGGUUCCUACCCUGGACAAAGUCCUUCCCCAGGAGCAGGGACCUUUAGCAGAGCUGAUGAACAGCCUCCUGAGGAGGUGCCCGUAUUCCUGGAGCUACAGAGGACUUGCCCGGGGAGAAUGGGAGAGAUGGAUUCCCUGAUACCUCAACCAGGCCAGCUGGGGAAGGGGCAGGGCAUGCCUCCAAAGCAGCUCUGGGACGCCUUUGAGGACGUGGCUCUUCAUUUCACGCGGAAGGAGUGGGCGCUGCUGGACGAUGGAGACAAGGGGCUUUACCGGGAUCAGAUGCUGAGGAAUUACCAAGCCCUCGUUUCCCUGGGAUAUCGAGGUCCCACACCUGACUUAAUCUGCCGCAUCCAGCGAGGAGAGGUGGAGCUCUGGGCAUGCGAUGAUGAGGACCGUGGGGAAAUCUCAGAGUCGGAGGAGCUGCUGCCAGGAGGUGCCUGUGUGCCCAGCAGAGCUGACGAGCAAGGUCCUGAGGAAGGACCAGCAAACCUGGAGCCACGACAGGCUUCCCCAGGCUGUUUGGGUGAACUGGACUUGCUCAGACCUGAGCAGGACCAAUGGCCCAGGAGUCAGGGGAGGCCCCAGAAGCAGAAGGAGGAUGUAGCACUGAAUCAGGUACCGUCUCCAGUGGGGCAGGAGAGUGGAGAUGGGACAGAAGACAGAAAGGGUCCUGUGUUCAGGGAACAAUUUGUGGAGCUGAGAGAUCUGAAGAACCACAAGGCAAAGUUGGAGUGGAGAGAGAGCCUGUGUCCAAACCAAGCCAGUGGUGAGGGCCUGAGAAGGAAGCCGGAGCUCACCACCAAGCCCAGGGGGAGAGCCCGGCCCUGCCCUGAGUGCAGGAAAAGCUUUAUCUGCCCUUCACUCCUAGCUCUGCAUAAGAUAAGGCAUGCUGGGGUGAAGCCCUACGUAUGCUCCAGGUCUGGGAAGAGCUUCGCCUGCCUCCUGACCCUGGCUGCUCACCGCAAGAUCCACUCUAAAGUGCUCCCCCACCGCCUCACCAAAGGUGCGAAGAGCUUCGUGUUCCCCUCGGACCUGCUCCAGAACCAGCGCAGGCGCAGGGAGAAGCGUCGGUACUGCUGUGUCACGUGCGGGAAGACCUUCGCCCGCUUCUCCUUCCUGGCGCAGCACCGGAGCUCCCACCUGGGGAGGAAGAUGCACCGCUGCACCGAGUGCAGGAAGACCUUCGUGUGCUGGCGAGGCCUGUCCGUGCACCAGUGCGCGCAGAGCAGGGAGCAGCUACACCACUGCACCGCAUGUGGGAAGGGCUUCAGGCAGCCCUCCAGCCUGGCCAGGCACAUGCUCGUGCAUACAAGGGAGAAACCAUAUCAUCUCUCUGCAUGUGGUAAGGGCUUUACCGUCCUGGCCAAACCCCAGCGCGUCCACACCGGGGAGAAGCCACAUCAGUGCUCGGAGUGUGGGGAGAGCUUCACCUGCGCUUCCCGCCUGGCGCAGCACCAGCUCGUUCACACCGUGGAGAGGCCACAUCAGUGCUCUGUGUGUGGGAAGAGCUUCUCCCAGUCUUACUACUUGGUCCGGCACCGGCACAUCCAUGUAGGGGACAAGCCGUAUCAGUGUCCGGAUUGUGGGAAAAGGUUCACGCGGUCCUCGCACCUGACCGAGCACAAACGCAUCCACACGGGAGAGAAGCCGUACCAGUGCGCGCAGUGCGGGAAGAGCUUUAUGUGGUCCACCAGCCUGGCCCAGCACCAGCGCAUCCACACCGGGGAAAAGCCGCAUCAGUGCUCGGUGUGCGGGAAGAGCUUCACCCAGUCUUCGAACCUGGCCCAGCACCAGCGCAUCCACACUGGGGAGAAGCCGUAUCAGUGCACUCGGUGUGGGAAAAGCUUUGCCCGCUCUUCCUACCUGGCCCAGCACCAGCUCAUCCACAUGAUGGAGAGGAGACAUCCGUGCUCUGUGUGUGGGAAGAGCUUCACCAAAUCCUCCCACCUGGCCCGGCACCAGCGCAUCCACAUAUGGGAGAAAUCGCAUCAGUGCUCGGAGUGUGGGAAAAGCUUCACCCGCCCGUCCCACCUGGCAAAGCACCAGCUCAUCCACACCGGGGAGAGGCCACAUCACUGCUCUGAAUGUGGGAAGAGCUUCACCCAGUCCUCCACUCUGGGCCGGCACCAGCUCAUCCACACUGGGGAGAAGCCGCAUCAGUGCCCCGUGUGUGGGAAGAGCUUCACCAACUCCUUCAACCUGGUCCAGCACCAGCGCAUCCACACCGGGGAGAAGCCGCACCAGUGCUUGGUGUGUGGGAAGAGCUUUACCCAGUCCUCCACCCUGGUUCGGCACCAGCGCAUCCACACCGGGGAGAAGCCGUAUCAGUGCUCGGUGUGUGGGAAGGGCUUCACCUGCUCUUCCCAACUGGCCCAGCACCAGGUCAUCCACACAGGAGAGAGGCCGCACCAGUGCUCUGUGUGCGGGAAGAGCUUCACCCAGUCCUCCAGCCUGGCCCAGCACCAGCGCAUCCACACCGGGGAGAAGCCACAUCAGUGCUCUGAGUGCGGAAAGAGCUUCACCUGCUCCUCCAGCCUGGUCCAGCACCAGCGCGUGCACACGGGGGAGAAACCAUAUCACUGCUCUGAGUGCGGGAAAAGCUUUAUCAACUCCUCCAACCUGGCUGAGCACCAGCGCAUCCACACCAGGGAGAAGCCGCAUCGGUGCUCUGAGUGCGGGAAAAGCUUCGCCUACUCCUCCAACCUGACCCAGCACCAGCGCAUCCACACGGGAGAGAGGCCGCAUCAGUGCCCCGAAUGUGGGAAGAGCUUCGCCCAGUCCUCCAGCCUGGCCCAGCACCAGCGCAUCCACACCGGGGAGAAGCCGUAUCAGUGCUCUGUGUGUGGGAAAAGCUUUACCCGGUCCUCCCACCUGUCCCAGCACCAGCGAAUCCACCCAGGGGAGAAACCCCAUCACUGCGGGGAGUGCGGCAAGACCUUCAGCCGGCGCUCCAACCUGGCCAAGCACCGCAUCAUCCACACGGGCGAGAAGCCCUUCGCCUGCGGGGCCUGCGGGCGCGCCUUCAACCAGAGCUCGGCGCUGGCCAAGCACCGGCGCACGCACACGGGCGAGCGGCCCUACGUGUGCGGGGACUGCGGGCGGGCCUUCACGGCCUCCUCCAACCUCCUCCAGCACCGGCGCUACCACACGGGCGAGCGCCCCUACCAGUGCCCCGACUGCGGGCGCCGCUUCUCGCAGAGCUCCAACUACAACCUGCACCGGCGCACGCACACCGGCGCCACCCCCUACGCCUGCCCGGACUGCGGGAAGCGCUUCGCCGGCAGCUCCUGCCUGGCCCGGCACCGCCGCACCCACACCGGGGAGAAGCCCUACCAGUGCCCCGAGUGCGGGAAGCGCUUCUCGGGCAGCUCCACCCUGGUCAACCACCGGCGCACGCACACCGGGGAGAAGCCGUACGGCUGCGGGCACUGCGGGAAGGCCUUCACCCACCACUCCAACCUGGUGGACCACUGGCGCGUGCACACCGGGGAGAAGCCCUACGCCUGCGGGCAGUGCGGCAAGAGCUUCCGCCUCAGCUCCCACAUCAUCCGCCACCGCCGCACCCACGCCGGCCCCCAGCCCGCGCCUGCCAGCGUGUCCGGUGCUGCCGCCGAGGCCCCCGACCGCCUGUACAUCUGCAGCCAGUGCGGCAAGGCCUUCCAGCCGCGGCCCCCCGCCCAGGGACCCUUCCGGUGUCCGGAGUGCGGCAGCAGCUGCUGGACGUAGGGGAUGCUCCGGCCCCCCGAAGACGCCCGGGGAAGGGGGAUCUGUUGGGCCUGGGAUCUGGUGGGGUAAUGGCUGCGGUGGUAGGGCCAGUGUGGGGUGGGGGUCUCCAUGGGAGCAUCCUACUUUUGGGGGUGUGAAGUGACGUCCCUACUGCAGAGACACUGCUGCUGACCACAGGCAGGCACAGACGGGCCUACACACACGGACACACGUGCAGGCAGACAUAGACUUGGACACAGGCAUGGACAGAUGUGGACGGAGGCAUGGAUGGAUAUACACCGGCACAGACACACACAGACAUGCACGCGCGCGCACACACACACACACAGGCAUACCCCCCCCAAUGUCUCCAGGCCUGGUCAGGACAUGGACCCCCCCACCGUGAGAGGGGCUGUGUGGGACACCCCCACUAGAAAGAAGGGGGCAGGUAGGGGAAGGGUCUCCCUUCCCCCCUCCUCCAGGGGCCGCAGCCUGGGGGGGCGAGGGAGGAGCCGUUUUGGGGUCCCCCAAUAGCACGGCAUGUGGGUGCUUGCUCCAUGCAGGGGGACCCCCCUCCACCCUGCAGGUGGGCCAGUUGCCCCUGCUGGGGGCAGGUGUGGGGGUCCAGCUGCCUCCGUGGUGCUGGAGGCAUGGGGCGGGGGGAAGGACGGACGUUUUGGGGACUAUAUGAUUGUUUUUCCCCCUUUCCCUUGGAGUGGAUAAUAAUACAGCCGUGUGGCCAGGC